AUGACAAUUGACAAUGUCCACAUUCUCUCCACGCACACUGCCACUAUCACCGCGUGUCCCUCAUCGAUCCCCAAUUACCGCAUCCGCAAGCAAGCAGCACCAUUCACUACAACAGCAACUAUCGUCAUUGGAACAGCAAUCUACCCCGCGUCUGCUCCAAUCACCGCUGCCCCGGAUACUAUCGCCGCCGUCGGGAGCAACAAUGACCGCCUAUCAACUGUGAGAACCCCGACGACUCGAACGACGACUCCAUACGCCUCGAAGACGCUCGUUGCGGGAACAAUUCUCGGCCCUUUUGUUAGUGGCCUCGCUUCCGUGACGGCCUGUGUGCCGGGUUUCCCCUCUGGCCUUCGUUAA
Aspergillus homomorphus CBS 101889 is the source of this 357-nucleotide messenger RNA. RefSeq lists its product as uncharacterized. Bases 1 to 357 code for a protein of 118 amino acids. The record is from RefSeq and is a predicted model, not a curated record. The transcript has 2 exons. NCBI's taxonomy places the organism in Eukaryota, Fungi, Ascomycota, Eurotiomycetes, Eurotiales, Aspergillaceae.